Molecule: messenger RNA, 3971 nt
Organism: Menidia menidia (Atlantic silverside)
Lineage: Eukaryota; Metazoa; Chordata; Actinopteri; Atheriniformes; Atherinopsidae
Source: the annotation of a GenBank genome assembly
AUGAAGUCCGCUGGGGUUUCUUUUAAGCCCACACCCCUCUUCCUGACGGUCCAUGCCUGCCUUAAGAGGAUUCAGGAAGUCAUCAUGAUUCCUGUGAUGGAAUUCAGGCAGUUCUCUGAACAGCAGCCAGCAUUCAGAGUCCUCAAGCCAUGGUGGGAUGUGUUUACCGACUAUCUGUCCGUAAUUAUGCUCAUGAUUGGUGUCUUUGGAUGUACUCUACAGGUGAUGCAAGAUAAAAUCAUAUGCCUUCCUCAGAGAAUAUCUUCACCUUCAGGGAACAGCAGCGAAAUGGAAAUUAAGUCAAGCUUACCUUUCCAGUCCAAUACCUCAGCUGCACCAAGAGAAAUGACUGGCCUGAAAACUGAUCUUGAUCUUCAACAAUACAGUUUUAUUAAUCAAAUGUGUUACGAGAAGGCUCUGCAUUGGUAUGCCAAGUACUUUCCAUAUUUGGUUCUCAUACACACUCUAGUUUUUAUGGUAUGUAGCAACUUCUGGUUCAAAUUCCCCGGUUCAAGUUCCAAAAUAGAGCAUUUCAUCUCAAUGCUCGGCAAGUGCUUUGAUUCUCCCUGGACCACAAGAGCUUUGUCUGAGGUAUCUGGGGAAAAUCCAGAAGAGAAAGAUCGUAAAAAGAGUAGCACCUCUAGGUCCAACAUAGUUGUCUCUCCUGGAGAAGGCAGUCUAGAAAAAACCCAGUCCCUCCGGUCUAUUCCAGAAAAGAUAGUAGUUGACAAGCCAUCAGCAAGUGUUCUUGAUAAAAAAGAGGGCGAACAAGCAAAGGCACUUUUUGAAAAAGUGAAAAAAUUCAGACUACAUGUUGAAGAGGGUGAUAUUCUCUACCUUAUGUAUGUUCGCCAGACCGUCUUUAAGGUAAUUAAGUUCAUUGUGAUAAUUGCCUAUAAUAGCUCACUAGUAAACAAAGUGCAAAGCACAAUACAUUGCAAAGUUGAAAUCCAGGACAUGACAGGCUAUAAAGACUUUGAAUGUAAUCACACCAUGGCGCAUUUGUUUUCAAAGCUGUCUUAUUGUUACUUAUGUUUGGUAGCUGUCUAUGGAUUAGCAAGCCUCUACACCUCAUAUUGGCUGUUUUAUCGCUCACUGAAGGAAUAUUCUUUUGAAUAUGUGCGUCAGGAAACGGGAAUCAGUGAUAUCCCAGACGUAAAAAAUGACUUUGCUUUUAUGUUGCACAUGAUCGAUCAGUAUGACCCUCUGUAUUCCAAACGAUUUGCAGUUUUUCUUUCUGAAGUUAGUGAGAAUAAACUAAAGCAGCUCAAUCUAAACCAUGAAUGGACUGCAGAGAAAUUGCGUCAGAGACUCCAAACAAACACAAACAACAGACUUGAACUUCAGCUCUUCAUGCUCCCUGGCUUACCUGACACUGUCUUUGAAUUGACAGAGCUACAGUCCCUCAAGUUAGAGAUCAUCAAUAAUGUCACAAUUCCUGCCUCAGUCUCUCAGCUGGGAGAUCUCCAGGAGCUUUCCCUUUACCAAUGUUCUUUAAAAUUGCACACAACUGCUACCUCCUUCCUCAAAGACAACCUGAAAGUGCUUCGUGUCAAGUUUGAUGACAACAGGGAACUUCCUAACUGGAUGUACAGUCUACGCAACUUGGAAGAACUCUAUCUCACUGGGUCACUGAGUCCUGAUGCCUCCAGGAAUAUGGUUCUGGAAUCUCUGCGUGAAAUGAAAUGUCUGAAGACACUCUCUCUUAAAAGCAAUUUGACCAAAAUACCUCAGCCGAUUGUUGAUGUGUCCAGUCAUCUGCAACGGCUGUACUUGUAUAAUGACGGCACUAAGCUUGUAAUGCUCAACAACCUGAAAAAGAUGACCAACCUGAUAGAGUUGGAAUUAGUACAUUGUGAUCUGGAACGUAUUCCACAUGCAGUGUUUAGUCUGACAAGUCUGCAAGAGCUCGACCUAAAGGAGAAUAACUUACGCUCCAUUGAGGAAAUUGUCAGCUUCCAGCAUCUUCGAAAGCUCACUUGUCUCAAACUUUGGUACAACAGCAUCAUGUAUAUCCCAGAGCAUAUCAAAAAGCUCAGUAGCCUGGAACGCCUCAACUUUAGCCAUAACAAAAUUGAGAUUUUGCCCUCGCACCUGUUCUUGUGCAACAAGUUGCGCUACCUGGAUCUCUCAAACAAUGAUAUCCGUUUUAUCCCUCCAGAAAUUGGAGUCCUUCAGAGUCUACAAUACUUCUCUGUUACAUGUAACAAAAUAGAAAACCUUCCAGAUGAACUGUUCUUUUGCAAAAAGUUAAAAACCUUAAAGCUGGGCAAAAACUCGCUGUCCAUACUCUCACCAAAGAUUUCCUACCUGGCUCUGCUGACCUAUCUGGAGUUGAAAGGCAACCAUUUUGAGCUCCUCCCACAGGAGAUUGGGUGCUGUCGCGCUUUAAAGCGCAGUGGCCUUAUUGUGGAAGAGACACUUUUUGAAACUCUGCCAUCAGAUGUCAGGGACCAAAUGAAGGCCGAGUAAAAUGCUUUGCUUCAGCCACAGUGCCUAUGUUUUUUUCAUUAUGUCAAUUGAUAUAUUUUUUUUAUAUUAAUGUACUUUAAAAUCUAAAUGAUUUGUUUGAUUACUAUUUUCUUUAUGUAAAAAAGUGGCAUUUCAUUUAAUUGCAUCUAUGCUGGCAACAAAAUACUGUCUUAUUCAGCCACAAAUAUGUUGUAAAGGAAGAAGUUAAGCAUUUUAGGAAAAUAUGCUCAUGCACUCCUAUGCUAAAAACUUCAGGAGAAGAUCCACAUUUAUUGUAUAUGUGUAUUGUAUAUCAAACAUUUAUCAUUUAACACUGGAUGGUCCCAUGCCACAUCUCUUACUGUAUUGUAGUCAUUAUGCUGAACAAACUACGACCUUUGCUGUAGCUUCCUAUUCAUGGGUUUGAUGCAUGUGUUCACACCAACAAAUGAGCAUUUUCUCCAGUAGUUUAUUCUUUCCAAUCACAUAACAUGUUUUGUUCACCAAAUAGAAAUCAAGCCUAAAACCUUACAUUUAUUUUAAGUUUUUGUAUUAAGUUUUAAGUUUUUUGUAUUAAGUUUUAUGUAUUGUCCCAACAGUGAGAAACAAUAUAUACAAUACAACAUACAAUAUAAUUUCAUCAAAAUGAUUUUCGCCAACUCUCUUCUCCUAAGCACUUUACCUCAACCUUGUAAGUAACCAGAUUAAGGAGAAAUGCUAAAUAGAUUCUGAAGGAUUUAGGAAAAUAUCUACUUUUCUGAAGCUACAACUGUUUGAAAAAAUAUUUCCACAAUGUACUUUAUCUAUGGCAAUUUUAUUAUGUUAUAUGAAGAGUAUAUAUCAUAUUGGUAUGAGAUAAGCCACAAAACGAAUCGACCUGAUCCCAUGGUUAAUGUACUAAUUUUAGGAUGUGACUGACACAAUUAAAUCUAAUUCUUAAAAGAACUACAGAGCAGUGAAAAUGAGUGAUAGCAAGUCUAUUUGGUACCCAAGGUGUCACUAGGAAAAGCACAAACAUUCUUUUGAAUCUUUGCAUGAGUAAUGAUCAACAGGAAGAUAUCAAAGUAGUGUGAUAAAACGGAAUGAGCUUGCCGCAUAUCUGCAUUGAUUUUUUUUUUUCUGAGUGGUCACCACAUGUAUCUUUAUGUGUGUCCUCAUACAUUAUCUGACCAAGGCCAUUUUCACAGCACUGCCUUAUUUUACACCCUGUUCAAGGUGAACAUGACUUCCAGAAAUAUCCGACAUAUGCUUAAAGAAGCAUUAAUAUUUUUUCUAAACUCAAAAGGAUAAGUAUCUCUAGAGGUAAUUCUUAUCAUUGUUUUGUAAUGUUCAAACAAAAUAACAAUUAAACCACUGUACUUUCUCUAUUUUACUUUUGACAAUGUUAUUGCCUUCUUUACAGUGCUCCCCAAUUUAAUUUGUUCAUCAUGCUUAAAUGAAAAAAGGUUUUCUUGAAGGAGAAUAAUAUCACAUGGGGACAGAUUUCUCAACAUAAGAUAAUUGUGGUGUUUAUGCUGCCU